Helianthus annuus (common sunflower) is the source of this 885-nucleotide messenger RNA. RefSeq lists its product as uncharacterized. NCBI's taxonomy places the organism in Eukaryota, Viridiplantae, Streptophyta, Magnoliopsida, Asterales, Asteraceae. Bases 1 to 885 code for a protein of 294 amino acids. The record is from RefSeq and is a predicted model, not a curated record. The transcript is spliced from 3 exons.
AUGGCCAUCUCACUGAGAACGUUUAUAUGGAACAACCAAAAGGCUUUGUUGAUGCUUGUUUUCCAUCUUAUUCGUUCGGAUCCUUCUCUAUUUGUGUUCAACCAAAAUUCUUGUGUCAUGUAUCUUCUUGUUUAUGUGGAUGAUCUCAUCCUGACUGGGAAUCAAUCUACUGCUCUUCAAACUUUUAUCUCCUGCCUCAACACUGAAUUUGCCAUAAAAGAUCUGGGGAAACUUAAUUAUUUUCUAGGACUGGAGGUUACUUACACGACGAGUGGCUUAUUCUUGAAUCAGUCCAAAUACACUAAAGAUAUUCUUGCUCGAGCAAAAAUGUUGGAGGCGAAACCUGCCCCAAUUCCUUUAAGCACUAAUGUUUCUUUUGUUUUUGUAGGUGAUCCAUAUCCAGAUGUUACUCAUUAUCGUUCGAUUGUUGGUGCUUUGCAGUACUUGACAAUUACGAGACCUGACAUAUCGUAUGCAGUAAAUCAAGCUCGUUGUUUGGAAACACGUCGCUCCACUUAUGGUUAUUCUAUAUUUUUUGGGGGAAAUCUUAUAUCUUGGAGUGCUAAGAACCAACCAACUGUUGCUAGAUCAAGUUGUGAAUCUGAGUAUCGUGCCAUAGCAAACACGGCUGCUGAAAUUGUUUGGUUGACGCAUCUUCUUCAAGAACUUCAUGCAUUACCUCUUGACAAGCCCACUAUUCUUUGUGAUAAUCAAAGUGCUAUUUUUCUCACGCAAAAUCCUGUUUCUCACAAGCGGGCUAAACAUAUUGAUCUUGAUUAUCAUUUUUUACGUGAGCUUGUUACUGCCGGGAAACUUGUCACCAAAUUUGUGCCAACCAAGCUUCAGGUUGCGGACAUCUUCACGAAAAGUCUUCCUUCUCAUUAG